CCGCCAAGAAAGCCCACCCGAUCCGAGUUCCAGCGGUGACCGAUCGAGCGCGCGCUCCCCCCAUGGCGUCAGAGGAUGCGGUCUCGCCGGCGCCGGCGGUGUCCGCCGCGCAGCAGCUGCAGACCGUGGUGCUGAAGGUGUCCAUCCACUGCCUGGGAUGCAAGAAGAAGGUCAGGAAGGUGCUCAGGGGCAUCGAAGGCGUGAAGGAUGUCAAGGUCGACGCCGCGAUGCACAAGGUCACGGUGACCGGCACCGUCGACGGCGACACGCUCGUCAGGAGGCUGUACAAGUCCGGGAAGCAGGCCGUGCCGUGGCAGCACCCGCACGUCGCGCCCGUGCCGGCGCCGGCGCCGGCGGCCAAGGAGCUAGAGGCCGCCCCGCAGCCCGAGGCUGCGCCGACCGGGGACGGCGGCAAGGGCGAUGCUGCGGCGGAGAAGGCGACGGAGGAGAAGGCGGUGAAGGAGACCGAGGCGCAGGCCGAGAGCUCCGAGAAGAAGGUGGAGGAGGGCGCGGAGUCGGAGAAGAAGCCGGAGGCGGAGAAGGAAGCGGGGAAGAAAGAAGAGGAGGCGAAGCCAAGCGACGAGGCAAAGAAGGACGGCGGCGAGAGCGAGGCUGCGCCCGAGACGAAGGCGAAGGGCGGCGACGACGUCGCCGAGCCCGCCAAAGAAGCUGCCAAGAAGGCUAGCAAUGACGACGACGGAGCAAAGGAAGAGCAGAGCAAGCCCAAGGACGCCGGCGACGCACCGCCCGCCGCCGCGACGACGACGGAGCGGUCCCUGAAGUUCACGCCGCCGCCGCAGCAAAGGCACGCGUACGAGGAGCAGCAGCAGCACUACCCCUAUCCGUACUACGGCACGCCACAGCCGGUGGUGAGCUACCACAUGGCGCAGCCGACCACGAGCGUCUCCUACUACGCGCCCCGGCCGGAGCCGGCUUACUCCAUGCAGCAGCAGCCUCCGCCGCGGACGGAGCCGGCGUACCCCGUCGAGCAGCACUACCCGCCGCCGUCGUCGCCGCAGCCGCAGCCAAUGCAGCAGCAGUGGUCGCCGUCGUACCUGUACAUGCCGUACCCCCACUCGUCGCCGGACUCCUACUACCGCGACUACUACAGCCCGCCGGGGACGAUGCACGCGCCGCCGCCGCCGCUGCAGGACGAGUACCGCAUGUUCGACGACGAGAACCCCAACGCGUGCAGCGUCAUGUGACCACCAGCCAGUCAGCCACGCACCGCCGCCGCCGGCCGCUGUGGUAGAGGCUUGGGCCCCGGGAGAAGUAGUAGUUGAGGUAGAGUAGCUUGUUUACUCUCCUCCAUGGGAGAGGUCAAAGCUCUCCUUCACCGAGCCUUUUUUUUUUCUUUCUUUUAUUACUUUCUCUUUAUUUUCUUUUACUGUUCUAAUUAAUUAGAGCAUGUAAUUGUAAUGAGACACGCCCAAUUAUAUUUUUCUCUUA
Oryza brachyantha (malo sina) is the source of this 1449-nucleotide messenger RNA. RefSeq names its product heavy metal-associated isoprenylated plant protein 35-like. The transcript is spliced from 3 exons. Gene Ontology annotation, molecular function: metal ion binding. The record is from RefSeq and is a predicted model, not a curated record. Lineage: Eukaryota; Viridiplantae; Streptophyta; Magnoliopsida; Poales; Poaceae. Bases 63 to 1205 code for a protein of 380 amino acids.